Messenger RNA from Salvia miltiorrhiza (redroot sage), 2367 nucleotides. Its product is annotated as serine carboxypeptidase-like 27. Lineage: Eukaryota; Viridiplantae; Streptophyta; Magnoliopsida; Lamiales; Lamiaceae. The record is from RefSeq and is a predicted model, not a curated record. The transcript is spliced from 8 exons. Gene Ontology annotation, biological process: proteolysis. Gene Ontology annotation, molecular function: serine-type carboxypeptidase activity. Gene Ontology annotation, cellular component: vacuole. The coding region runs from base 572 to 2005 and encodes 477 amino acids.
CUGCUACUCCAAAUUUUACUCACAGAUGCCAGAGCACAAAGUGUCCAAUCACAAGCCAUCAUCACUGAGGCCAAACUUUCCCAAAACCCAUUAACUUUUCUGUAGAAUUAUGUAGUGCAAUGCAAUUGGGCCAAUCCCAUUUUUUCUGUUAAUUUCAUGGGUCGUUUUCGUCUCCCCUAUAUUUUUCUCAAGGGAACAUGACGCAUGUGGUUGUCAGAGUCAAUGAGAGGUGUUAAUGGAGCAGUAGAAAACUAGAAACCAGCUGACUUAUCAUUUUCCAUUUCUUUUUUUCCCCCCCAAAAAAAUCCAUUCUUGAAUCUAGGAAUAUUAUAGGGAUUUGCGAUGAUGAGAUUUUGUCAUUUUAUAUUGCUUUUUUCUUCUGUUUUCUGUUAACUGAUUGAGUUGAGCCAAUCAGUAUAACUAUGAAGCCCACCCACAAGUUUCAUUGGCUAAGUACAUUCUUCUGUAAAUAGAUUCCAAUUUUUUUGGAACAGUAAAUCCAAUUUUGUGUCUGUAAUUCUGGGUUCUUGUUCUGCUUGAAUUCCUUGCAUUGAGGGGUAAAUUGAUUGAUAUGGGGGGUUCAAUAAUCUGUGCAAUUUGCUUCUUGUUGUUGAAUUAUUUUGUGGGAAUUUGCUACUCUUUGUAUAGUGUAGAUCAAGAAAAUGAUAGGAUCACAUAUUUGCCUGGGCAGCCACAAAAUGUUGGAUUCAACCAGUAUUCUGGUUAUGUGACUGUGAAUGAGCAAAAUGGGAGGGCACUUUUUUACUGGUUGACAGAGGCGCCUAACGAUAGAGACCCUGAUUCAAGGCCACUGGUUUUGUGGCUCAAUGGGGGUCCCGGUUGCUCUUCUGUAGCUUAUGGAGCUGCUGAAGAGAUCGGCCCCUUUCGGAUUAACUCCGAUGGCAGAACCCUCUUCCUCAACCCUUAUGCUUGGAACAAAUUGGCAAAUUUGCUCUUUCUGGAGUCACCUGCUGGUGUUGGAUUUUCGUAUUCGAAUACUUCAUCUGAUUUGUAUACUGUUGGUGACCGAAGAACUGCUGAAGACGCUUACGCCUUUUUGAUCAACUGGUUGGAGAGGUUUCCCCAAUACAAACAUAGAGAGUUUUAUAUUGCAGGAGAGAGUUAUGCAGGGCAUUAUGUUCCUCAGCUAUCUCAACUUGUACACGAAAGAAACAAGGGAGUUCAGAACCCAGUUCUCAAUUUCAAGGGAUUCUUGGUGGGAAAUGCUGUCACUGAUGAUUACCACGAUUAUAUUGGCACGUUUGAGUACUGGUGGACUCACGGCUUGAUUUCAGAUUCAACUUACAGAACUCUGAAUAAAACCUGUGACAUGGGAUCUGCUACUCAUCCUUCAAGAGACUGCGUUAGGUCUCUCAUUCUAGCCGACAAGGAGAUGGGGAGCAUUGACCCCUAUAGCAUUUACACUCCACCUUGCAAUAACACUUCUGCACUCAGGCGCCGUUUAAAGGGUCACUAUCCAUGGAUGUCUAGAGCAUAUGAUCCUUGCACCGAAAGGUACUCCCAGAUCUACUUCAAUCUCGUUGAUGUUCAGAAAGCAAUGCACGCCAACGUGACAAGGCUUUCGUAUCCAUGGCAGACGUGCAGCGAUGUAGUCGGUAAUUAUUGGGCCGAUUCCCCUCUGUCCAUGCUUCCAAUCUAUCAAGAGCUAAUAUCAGCUGGCCUCAGGAUCUGGGUAUUCAGUGGGGACACUGAUUCCGUCGUUCCACUCACUGCAACACGCUACUCAAUCGAUGCUUUGAACCUCCCGACGCUGUCAAAGUGGUUUCCUUGGUAUGAUAACAAAAUGGUAAGUAGUAAGCCAAGCAACAACGUUCAAACAUCAUCUGUGGAUUUUCAUCACUUUUUGAUAUCCUUUGUGAACGUAGGUUGGUGGAUGGAGCCAGAUAUACAAAGGACUGAGUCUCGUGACAGUCAGGGGAGCAGGGCACGAGGUGCCCUUGCAUCGCCCGCGACAAGCCUUCAUCCUCUUCAGAUCGUUUCUUGAGAACAAGGCAAUGCCUAGCUAAAAAUCAGUAGGUGAUUGGUAUAAUAAGGAAUGGAAUAAGGUAUGUUUGGUUGUUGGGAGGAUUAAGGUUUAGGUAGAAGACAGACAGAGUAGAGUUCAUUAUUCAUUCUUGGUGGUGUUAGGAUCAAAUUUCACACGGUGUUAUGUAGCUUAGCUCCAUUCUUUGAAAGAUCGUGUAUAGUUUGAUUCAUGUAAAAGCUUGCUUUUUGUAGUAGUGAAUUGAAGUUGCAUUCUCAGCAACAUCUCACAAUUUGUACUCCAAGUGAAGAGCUAAUCUGAUUAGGAUGAUUCAUAUCAUAAUGUUUGUUUUAAUGGAGUGAUUGGGAGUAAAGUUUAAUUUA